GGUUUUCCACCCAGGACAAGGUUUGUUAGAAGGAUGUCUGGCCGAGGCAAAGGGGGGAAAGGGCUGGGCAAGGGAGGCGCCAAGCGCCACCGGAAGGUCUUACGGGACAACAUCCAGGGCAUCACGAAGCCUGCUAUUCGCCGCCUCGCUCGCCGUGGGGGUGUCAAGCGCAUUUCGGGGCUCAUCUACGAAGAGACGCGGGGAGUGCUGAAGGUGUUUCUGGAGAACGUCAUCCGCGAUGCCGUGACUUACACGGAGCAUGCCAAGCGCAAGACGGUCACGGCCAUGGAUGUGGUGUAUGCGCUGAAGCGCCAGGGCCGCACCCUUUACGGCUUCGGCGGCUGA
Messenger RNA from Diceros bicornis minor, 345 nucleotides. RefSeq names its product histone H4. Lineage: Eukaryota; Metazoa; Chordata; Mammalia; Perissodactyla; Rhinocerotidae. Gene Ontology annotation, cellular component: nucleosome. Gene Ontology annotation, molecular function: structural constituent of chromatin; DNA binding; protein heterodimerization activity. The transcript has a single exon. The coding region runs from base 34 to 345 and encodes 103 amino acids. Gene Ontology annotation, biological process: nucleosome assembly. The record is from RefSeq and is a predicted model, not a curated record.